Arachis ipaensis is the source of this 1711-nucleotide messenger RNA. The record is from RefSeq and is a predicted model, not a curated record. NCBI's taxonomy places the organism in Eukaryota, Viridiplantae, Streptophyta, Magnoliopsida, Fabales, Fabaceae.
GAAAACGUGCAUUGAUUAAACCCACGAGAGUUGAGCCAUUAUUUUAAGCUUACUUGAGUCUCAGAAAUUAGAGUUUUCAUGCAUUUGUUUUUUCUCAUUCGUGAGGACAAAGAAAGUGAAAGAAAAUCAAAGAAACUCAUCAUGGGAGAUUGGGAUUUCUGAGUGCACUUCAAGAUAGAAUAAACUCUAAGAAGCAUAGCCAUUUCAUUGUAACUGGCUAUCGUGUAUCACCUCGAAUACACCACAGAGAUCAUCGAAGUAGAAGAAGGUCAACAACAACACAAGCUUCCUCCAUAAAAGGCACAAGAUUUGGAAACACAACAAAAAUGUCAUUGAGAAUCAUCUUUCAGAUCCUUUUCUACUUGCAUUUGCUCCUAACAGCAGCCACAGUGAUCUUCAUCACUGUUUAUGGCCUGACCACGGAAUCUGGCGGCCAACAUUUCCACCCUUUGAAGUGGUACCCUCCAGUUCUAGCUUCGACGGCAUGUGGCGGAAUAAUCGGUUUCAUGUGGCAAUGGAUCACUUUCAGCUACCCAAGAAACGCACUCAAGGCAGCAUUUUGGCUAGGUCCCCUGCUAACAUGCUUAAUGGCUGGGAUGUUUGUGUACAUGGGCACAGCAACUAGUCUUAUAGUGGGAUUAGUUUCUUUCUGUUCUGCAUUAGCUCAAUCCCUCUAUGGUUGUUGGGUCAGCCACAGAUUCGAAUACGCGACGAAUAUCUUGUCAGUUUCAACAGCUUUUCCACCUGCUAAAACCAGAGUGUUGGUACUCGCGACAAUUGUAAUUGGAACCCUUUAUUGCUGUUUUCUUGUAUCCGGGAUCGGUGGAGCUACAGCCCUUCAAGACAAAUUCAAAUUGGUUUUCAUUUUCAUCUUGGUGAUUAUGCUGAGCCUGGGAUGGACCAUGCAGUUUCUCAAGAAUGUAAUACAACUCACCAUUUCAAGGGUCACAUAUCUGCAGAUACUUGGAAAUCACAUGGAUACUUGUGCGGCGCUUCGUGACAGUAUCAAUCGUUCUGGUGGAUGUAUUGCCAUUGGCUCAAUCCUUAUCCCGGUCUUCACUCUCUUCCGCAGUUUUGGACGCUUGAUGAGUCUACUUGGAGGAGAAGAUGAGAUCCUGUUUUGCUGUGUUAUGGUGCUGGUAAACGUUCUUCCGCAGUUUGUGAACCGAUGGAGUUUUGUACAUAUUGGAGCCUAUAACAAAGAGUUUGUGCACGCAUCUCGAGAUACUUGGGAAAUGUUCAAUAGCUCUAGAAUGUUGCCACUCAUAGACUCGGAUCUAACCGGAGCAUUAUGUUUCCUUAGCGGAGUAGCUGUAGGUGCAUUUUGUUCUAUGGUGAGUGGAAUUUGGAUCCUUGUGAUGCGUCAGAGCUAUGCCCUGGAAGUAUCCAUUUAUGCUUUCUUGAUUGGCUAUUUCGUGUGUCGAUUGGCAAUGGGGUGGCUACAGGCAUGUGUUGCGGCAUACUAUGUUGCCUAUGGAGAGAAUCCGGAGAGCGAUCAAUUCGACUCAACAAUUCCAGCACGCUUGGAGCAGAUUCAAGGAUCUCAAGCUCUUCUGAACUAAAUUUUUUCAGCUGAACAUAUCUACUGAAGGAGAGUAAACCAACUUAGCUGCAAUAUCUCCAAUAUAAAAUGAUACUGACCACACAGUUGUAAGAACAAUUUCUUUUUUGGUAUUGUACAUAAAGAUUUCUGAUGCAGGGACGUGAGUAA